Elgaria multicarinata webbii is the source of this 629-nucleotide messenger RNA. RefSeq names its product translocase of outer mitochondrial membrane 5 (gene TOMM5). Lineage: Eukaryota; Metazoa; Chordata; Lepidosauria; Squamata; Anguidae. Gene Ontology annotation, cellular component: mitochondrial outer membrane translocase complex. The record is from RefSeq and is a predicted model, not a curated record. The transcript has 2 exons. The coding region runs from base 66 to 221 and encodes 51 amino acids.
GGAGAGGAGUAAGGUGACGAGCUGCUGCUGCGGCCAGUGGAGAAGGGAGCAGGCGCGCGCCGGCCAUGUUCCGCAUCGAGGGUCUGGGGCCCAAGCUGGACCCGGAGGAGCUGAAGCGGAAGAUGCGCGAGGACGUCCUGUCCUCGGUCCGCACGUUCCUCCUCUACGUGGUGGUGCUGCGCGUCACUCCAUACAUCUUAAAAAAGCUGGACAGCAUAUGAGAACAAAAGCGCUUCAACGAUGGCUUGCCUGGAAGACCAAGGUGGACUGUGAUGGGCUUUAUGUUGAAUAGGCCUGCAAGGAGGAGGCUGGAUAUCCUGACGAACAGAUCCAAGCAUUUCCUAUAGAGAGAUACGUGGGAAGCCAUAGUAGAGCUGAAGAGAGAAAACAAGCAACUUUUUUGUCCCUGUCCUUACCAUGUGUGAAAAAACGGUUUCUUUAUGUUGGUACACAUUUAUUCCUGUUCAAAAAUUAUAAUCAACCUUUGUUUGGGAAAACUGGUGUCUGUAAACAGAGUCCUUUGGACUCGAGCUGUCCCUGAAGAAUUACGGUGAUAUUGUCUCUAUAUGAAGACUGUCAUUUGAAGCCUCAAUGGUUAAAAUAAAAUGGAGCAUAUGUUUUAAUCAUAA